CCUUUAAGAAUCCAUCUCUCGGUGUUCCUUGUUGUGUGAUCCGAAGGAGAUCGACGAGCGUAUGGUGUCGGAAACCAUGUCGGGUGUCUCCUUGGAGCAUGAUUUCCUCGGCAUCGACAGUGCCGGAGCUGCUAAGAAACCCAUCAUGGAGCGAAAGAAGUCCUUCCGAGAGCUUCAUGGCGAGAUCUCGAAGAUGAAUCCGAAUGUCAUAAAGAGCGUGAUCGCCACCUCCAGUGCAGCGGUGGGGAAGAGAAAGACGCCACUGCCGGUGCUGAGCUCCGCUUCGAGAUCAAAGAUGGAAACUGCUCCUGCGGUGGCUCCGUUCACCAUCUUUUACAACGGCGCCGUGGUGGUGUUUGAUCUUCCACGAGAAAAGGCAGAGAAUAUUCUGAAGCUGGUGGAGGCAGACAAAUUUGGCGACCUCGUUCAUGCAUCCAAAGAGCCUGCAGUGGACGAGGAGCUUGACGUCAAUGGAGGUAUAAACCAUACGUUUGUCAUUUUCUGCCAAUACACACAACUGAAACUAAAAGAACAACGAGAAAGGGAAUUAAAUGAGGAUGUGAUGCCAUGAAACGGAGGUAUGUUGAGCUCAUACUUCAUGGCGGUUGGUGCUUUGGUUGUCAUGUUCACUGUAUGACAGCUGAAACCAGCAACAAAGACUAGAGGGAACGCACUGAUUGUUGUUGAUGCUAUCUUUAUGUUAUUCGGCGUUCCGUUUCUUUGUAGAUUACUUGUAAAUGAACAUAAUCAAAGCUUCGUUCACAAGAAUAAGAAGUUUACAGUGGUUUAAACUGGUGAUUAGUGUUUGCACAGAUUCUUAUCACUAGUUUUCUCUCGU
Messenger RNA from Musa acuminata AAA Group (dessert banana), 838 nucleotides. Its product is annotated as protein TIFY 9-like. The transcript is spliced from 4 exons. Bases 62 to 571 code for a protein of 169 amino acids. NCBI's taxonomy places the organism in Eukaryota, Viridiplantae, Streptophyta, Magnoliopsida, Zingiberales, Musaceae. The record is from RefSeq and is a predicted model, not a curated record.